GAGCGGGCCUUACGCAUUUGGCGUAGUGUCACUUGCAACUUCGCUAGAAUGGAAGGCGAUGCAGAAAGCAAGAGCAGGCUGCGGACUCGCUCGUAUCUGGAGGGCUUGUCGCUGAUGAAGCAGGGUGCCGAGGCCAGAGUUUACCGGGGGCGGUUUCUAGGGAAAAAUGCGGUGAUAAAGGAGAGGUUCCCCAAGGCCUACAGACACCCGACUCUGGAUGGGAAACUCACCCAUAAACGCACGGCCCAGGAGGUCCGCUCUAUAUUAAGGUGUAGGAGAGCAGGUAUUUCAGCACCAGUGGUUUAUUUCGUUGACUAUGUUUCCAACUGUAUUUACCUUGAAGACAUUGAGGAAUCGACUACAGUGAGAGACUACAUAUUAUCGAUGCAGCAGAGUGGGAAGGAGACAAGUAGCCUGAAUGCUUUGGCAGGGAAGAUUGGGCAGGUGUUGGGCCGAAUGCACGAUGAGGACGUUGUCCAUGGAGACCUCACCACGUCCAACAUGCUCCUGCGCCCCCCGUCUGAUGAUCUCAACCUGGUUCUGAUUGAUUUUGGCCUCAGUUUCAUCUCUGCUCUUCCAGAAGAUAAAGGGGUGGAUCUGUACGUGCUGGAGAAGGCUUUCCUCAGCACCCACCCCAACACAGAGGAGACCUUCAGGCUCCUGUUACAAAGCUACUCCUCUACCUCCAAAAAAUCCGGCCCCGUAAUAAAGAAACUGGAUGAGGUGCGCCUGCGCGGACGGAAACGCUCAAUGGUGGGAUAGCGCGUUGGAUAUAUUCGGCCGUGUGUAUAAUAUAUCAUCUGUAACAUACGGAAAAGCAAAUCAAUUUUUUUCUUUUAUAAUAAAACAAUGAAAGC
Messenger RNA from Xenopus laevis (African clawed frog), 857 nucleotides. RefSeq names its product TP53 regulating kinase S homeolog (gene tp53rk.S). Gene Ontology annotation, cellular component: nucleus; EKC/KEOPS complex; cytosol. Gene Ontology annotation, molecular function: ATP binding; protein serine/threonine kinase activity; kinase activity. The record is from RefSeq and is marked provisional. NCBI's taxonomy places the organism in Eukaryota, Metazoa, Chordata, Amphibia, Anura, Pipidae.